Molecule: messenger RNA, 339 nt
Organism: Macadamia integrifolia
Lineage: Eukaryota; Viridiplantae; Streptophyta; Magnoliopsida; Proteales; Proteaceae
Exons: 1
Coding region: 1-339 (112 amino acids)
Source: RefSeq, a predicted model, not a curated record
AUGGCAUUGAGGUUGGAGCCUCUUCUUCCCAGAUUAAUAUCUGAUGAGCAAGGCGCUUUCCAAAAAGGAAAGAUUAUCCAUGAUAAUAUUAUUGUUGCUUCAGAACUUGCGAACUUGAUGUUCUCAUCCACCAGAGGAGGGGAUAUCGGCAUAAAAAUCGACAUCAGAAAAGCCUAUGAUACAAUUGACUGGAAGUUUAUCUUUCAGGUUAUGCAUAGAUUUGGUUUCUCUGAGAGAUGGAUUGGCUGGCUCAACCAAAUUCUAAUAUCUUCUAAGAUUUCAAUUCUAGUUAAUGGAGGUCCGCAAGGUUUGUUUAAUGUGGAACGAGGCUUGAGAUAA